Molecule: messenger RNA, 1454 nt
Organism: Poecilia reticulata (guppy)
Lineage: Eukaryota; Metazoa; Chordata; Actinopteri; Cyprinodontiformes; Poeciliidae
Gene: fam3c
Product: FAM3 metabolism regulating signaling molecule C
Source: RefSeq, a predicted model, not a curated record
UUCACCUGUUUUCUUCGGCUUGGGUUACAGGAAGCUUCGGCACUAUCAGUCUGUCUGUUAACUAGUCUCUUAAAGAAGUUUAAAUCCAGCUGCUCUGGAGUCGGUUGUUGGCUGUGAAGAAAACGUGGCGGGAGGCUCGCUAGGAUGUUCAGGGCUAGCGGCAUUUUGAAGUUAGCGGCGCUCAUCUUAGCGUUCCUCCUUGCUGUGUUUCUGGCUUUUCAGCUGCUGGAGAUAAACGUGGAAUUCAGACUAGGCAGCAUGAUGUCCAGAUCUUUGCCAGCAAAUGAAGCUCACACAAAGCCAGCUGUCCAUAAAUGUGGCCUUUCCAAGGCGUGUCCACCUGGACACAUGGCCUUCAAGCUGACCAGCGGAGCUGCCAGCGUGGUCGGCCCCAGAAUGUGCCUGGAGGACAAACUAUUAAUGAGCGGUGUAAAGAACAAUGUUGGGAGAGGGAUCAAUAUCGCCUUGCUCAAUGGAAAAACAGGAGAACUGUUAAAGACCGCUUAUUAUGACAUGUGGGCAGGAGACGUGGCUCCGUUUAUUAAAUUUCUCAAAGAAAUUGAAGAGGGGACAAUCGUAAUGAUGGCCUCAUUCGAUGACCCAGCAACAAAACUCAAUGAUGAAGCCAGGAAGCUGAUUGCAGAUCUGGGCAGCUCGGCUGUGGGGAUCCUGGCCUUCCGGGACAACUGGAUCUUUGUAGGAGGGAAAGGCAUCAAGACCAAAACGCCAUUCGAGCAGCACAUAAAGAACAGCGCCGACACUAACAAAUACGAGGGCUGGCCCGAAGUCUUGGAGAUGGAAGGCUGCGUACCGCGGAGGCAGGACUGAGCCUGUUAGCGUAGUCUCACCCGCUCAGCCGGUCUUUCCUGCCGUCUUCAGUUCAGAUUGGUCAGAUGUCUUUCCGUUUGAUCCUGAAGCAGAUUUGGACAGCUUGGAAAAAGAGUAAUAAGCUCCAGAGCGGGAGAAUGGAAGCUUCCACCAUCUUGGAUCUUUGGUGUAGAUGGAGGCUUUAAAUGGGACGGAAAAUUUAAAAAGUGCAGCGAUUUUAAGAAAAUUGGUUCCGUUUUUCUCAUCGCACUUCUUGUAUUUAGAGCCCAAACUUCCGGCGUUGCUAGACUGUUGAGGUUUUGCACUGUUUAUCAAGUAGUGUCGCUGCCUACUUUCUGCAGCUGGGGACUGAACUUUCCAUCGUCUACACACUGCCUUAAUCUAUUUCACACGUUUUGUAGCCAACAAUUGUUGUGAUUCAAUUUUUUGUUCUUCUUUCUGGAGUCGUUUAUUUAAUUUUUUUUUUUUAGAAAAUUAUCAUUUUGAUUGUAACCAAACAUACCAAAUUCACUGUGCAAUGUGUAAAUAUUUCUAUAGAGCAAAUGUUGGAUUCAAAAGAUUUAAUUUAAAGAAUAUUACAACAGUAAUAUAAAUUCUUAGAACAAAUAAAUAAUAAUGAGACUGUU